AUGAGAGCAACGGAAAAAGCCAAUGAUAGUUCACAAUAUGGCUUUAUCUUGGUGGGCUUUUCUGAUCAUCCUAAGUUGGAGCUGAUCCUCUUCAAGGUCAAUUUGACUCUGUAUUCUGUGACUGUAUUGGGCAAUACAACUAUCAUUCUGGUGUCCAUAUUGGACCCUCGACUUCAUACCCCUAUGUACUUCUUUUUGGCCAAUCUCUCCUUCCUGGACCUCUGUUUCAGUACUAGUUGCAUCCCACAGAUGUUGGUCAACCUUUGGGGCCCAGAUAAGACCAUUAGCUAUGCAGGUUGUGCUGUCCAGUUAUUCUCCUUUCUCUCUGUAGGUGGGAUUGAGUGCAUCCUCCUGGCUGUCAUGGCAUAUGAUCGAUAUGUUGCUGUCUGCAAACCAUUGCACUAUAUGGCUGUAAUGCAUCCCCAACUCUGCUUACAGUUGGUGGCUGUGGCCUGGGGUAGUGGAUUAGUCAAUGCAAUUGUUAUGUCCCCACUGACAAUGACCCUUUCACGAUGUGGCAAGCGACAUGUCAAUCACUUCCUCUGUGAGAUGCCUGCUCUGAUCAAGAUGGCAUGUGUAGAUGUUCGUGCAGUGGAGAUGCUAGCCUUUACCUUUGCCAUCCUCAUUGUUCUAUUGCCCCUCUUUCUCAUCCUUGUCUCCUAUGGCUACAUUGCUGCAGCAGUAAUGAGGAUUAAGUCAGCAGCUGGGCGGAGAAAGACCUUUAACACUUGCAGCUCCCACCUCACAGUAGUCUCCCUUUUCUAUGGGAGCAUCAUCUAUAUAUAUAUGCAGCCAGGGAACAGCUCCUCCCAGGACAAGGGCAAGUUCCUCACUCUUUUCUACAACUUGGUGACCCCUAUGUUGAAUCCUCUUAUCUACACUCUAAGGAAUAAGGAAGUGAAGGGAGCACUGAAGAAGGUUUUUGGUAGGCAGCAGGAAGCAAGACAGAGGUGAGAAUUUUGAAGCGAUUAAAUGGAAAAAAUAAUAAAAAUUAAUUAAUUCCCUUGGA
Molecule: messenger RNA, 1009 nt
Organism: Trichosurus vulpecula (common brushtail)
Lineage: Eukaryota; Metazoa; Chordata; Mammalia; Diprotodontia; Phalangeridae
Product: putative olfactory receptor 2W6
Exons: 1
Coding region: 1-954 (317 amino acids)
Biological process (GO): G protein-coupled receptor signaling pathway
Cellular component (GO): membrane
Molecular function (GO): G protein-coupled receptor activity; olfactory receptor activity
Source: RefSeq, a predicted model, not a curated record